This is a messenger RNA of Prunus dulcis (almond), 2089 nucleotides long. RefSeq lists its product as uncharacterized. The coding region runs from base 182 to 1750 and encodes 522 amino acids. The record is from RefSeq and is a predicted model, not a curated record. The transcript has 7 exons. NCBI's taxonomy places the organism in Eukaryota, Viridiplantae, Streptophyta, Magnoliopsida, Rosales, Rosaceae.
CAGAUUCCAUGAGAGAGGGAAAAAGAAAAUUGAAACAGGAAAAAGAAAAAGUUUCCUUUCCUCGUUGGAAUUGCUAGAGAGAGAGGCAAUCAUAAGUUAAAGAAAGAACGUUUAUAUCUAACAAAACCAGUUCAACUAGCCGAGGGAUCUCUCCCUCUCUCACCUACGCACAGAGAGAGCAAUGGCUUCCUCUCCCUCUUUACUCUUUGCGGCCGCCGUAAUCACCCUCACUUUGCUCUUCGCAUAUUCCGUCAAAUUACCAUUUCACCCUCGGGACGUCCUCCCUAUCUUGCCCAGACAGGUUUCAUGGCCAAUCCUCAACUCUCUGCACAGUGCGGUCGAUCUCUUGCCCACUUUCGUGGGGUCAGCUUCGUCCCCAAAAGACAGUUUGGAGUGGAAAGGUGCGUGCUUUUACCAGAACACAGCUUGGAUGGAGUUCCACAACAAGCGUGGCAGCGAAUUUGGUGGCGGAACUCUUCAUAUCAAGGUUAAUAAGGCUCAAAGUUGGACAUGUAUGGAUAUUUAUGUCUUUGCGACUCCAUACACUGUCACUUGGGAUUACUAUUUCCUGUCUGGGGAGCAUACACUUGAGUUUAAAGAGUGGCAAGGAAAAGCCGAGUUUGAAUAUGUGAAAAGCAGGGGAGUUUCUAUUUUCCUCAUGCAAGCAGGGAUGCUAGGCACCUUUCAAGCAUUGUGGGAUGUCUUUCCCUUGUUUACAAAUACUGAAUGGGGUGAGAACUCUAAUAUUGGGUUUCUUAAGAAGCACAUGGGUGCUUCCUUUGAUCAACGUCCUCAACCUUGGGUCACAAAUAUUAGCGUAGAUGAUAUUCACUCUGGAGAUUUCCUAGCAAUAUCUAAGAUUCGUGGGUGGUGGGGUGGAUUUGAAACACUAGCGAAGUGGGUCAGUGGAGCUUAUGCUGGUCAUUCUGCUGUUUGUUUAAGGGAUUAUGAAGGAAAUCUUUGGGUUGGUGAAUCAGGAUAUGAAAACGAGAAGGGAGAAAGUAUCAUUGCUGUGCUGCCAUGGGAUGAGUGGUGGGAGUUUGAGCUGAAUAAAGAUGAUUCCAAUCCCCAUAUUGCAUUGCUUCCCUUGCAUCCUGAUAUACGAGCAAAGUUUAGUGAGACUGCUGCCUGGGAGUAUGCAAGGAGCAUGGAAGGCCAGUCAUUUGGUUAUCAUAACGUGAUAUUCAGCUGGAUAGAUACUAUAAAAGACAACUAUCCACCCCCUGUGGAUGCUCACAUGGUUGCUUCUGUUAUGACAGUUUGGAAUAACAUACAGCCUGCAUAUGCUGCGAACAUGUGGAAUGAAGCCUUGAACAAGAGACUUGGAACACAGAACCUUAGUCUUCCAGAGAUUCUAGUUGAAGUUGAAAAGAGAGGAUCAUCUUUUGACGAACUGCUGACACUUCCCGAACAGGAUUAUUGGCUAUACAGUGAUGGGAAGUCAACAUCGAGUGUGGCCUUCAUUCUUGAAAUGUAUAAACAGGCAGGACUGUUUGAUCCAAUUGCUAGCUCUAUCCAAGUCACUGAAUUUACGAUAAAAGAUGCUUACAUGCUGAAAUUCUUUGAAAAUAAUUCAUGCCGCCUGCCAAAGUGGUGCAAUGACGGGGACACCGUGAAGCUUCCUUUCUGUCAGAUUAAAGGGAAGUAUCGAAUGGAACUACCUGAAUACAACAGCAUGGAACCAUACUCCCAUAUGAAUGAAAGGUGCGAAUCACUGCCCCAAAAGUACUCCAGAUCACGGAAUUGCUAAGUCCUCAAUUCAUUGCUCUUACAAAUUUGUUAGGCCUAUGGUUGAUGUCAUACCAGUUUCUUCUGCUUUUAGUGUAGUUCUAUUGUUGGAUACAAAUGAAUGAAAGAUGGCGAAGCUGUAAAUAUUUUUGGUGGUCAGGUACGAAAGGAGGGCAGUGUUAGUGUUUCAAUUGUUGUACAAUGUGCAUGAUAAAAGGAAUAUGAAUUGUAAUGCAUGUCUUUCUUUUCCACAAUGUAUUUUUUUUCUUAUUCUUUUAUAAUGUCAUUCCAAAUUGAUUGAAGUGUUCCCUAGUCUCAGAAAGGAGUUGGGAACAACAUAUUAGUUUUUUUAUGUUCACAU